GACGUCACCACUAAAUUCGUCUAUCAGGGAUUAUUUCAUUAUUUCAAAAUUACUUCAAAUGCAAACUUAAAGUUUUAACACUUUAAUUGGGCGUUUUAAAGCAGUUUUAUAACGUGUGCUAAAACUUGGGGAAAAGUGCGAAGAUGUUUAGUGGCGAAUUGCUGAUUUUUCUCAAAAUCGUUUGAGAGCCCUGAAUAUAUGUAAUGUAAACAACUAAUAUCUGAUCAAUCACGAUUGUUAUCACUACACUACUUUCACGAUACUUUUUCGACUUUGUUUCGAUUUCAGCACAUUUUCUGAAAUUUCUGUCCGGUAGCUAGCUUCCUCGUCUCUCGUGACGAAAUCAUGGGCAUCUGGAACAUUUUAUGUCCCUGUCUUGGUUCUUCAGACUCGUCAGAAUCUGAGUACAUCACACCGAGCAUAGAAGAACGGAGACAGCAGAUGGAGGCAGCUGCAUUAAAAAGAGCCCAAGAUCAACAAAGUCGAGGCAUUAAAGACCCCGAUAAAGUGCAGAGAAUGAAUGAGAAGGCUGCUCAAGCUGAUAGACGACUUGAAGAAGCCCAAAAAAACUAUCAAGGUUCCCUAGGAGGUGGUCUUAAAUGGCAAAUGGACUGAAAACCCAAGACUGUAACAUCCCUAGAACCGUUCUUCUAAAGUUUUGAAGCUUAUCUGGCGGAACUCUGGCUCAGAUUCAUGUAAUUUCAAGCAAAGCAGACUCAAGACUCUUUGAUUUGUAAAUAGAGCAUUCUCAUUUCUUAUAUUGCCUUUAAAAUACAUUUUCCAGGCGAAGUGUUUGAAGCACUGAUGUAUAUCUAUUUGAUACUAUACUAUCACAGGAUUUUUCAUAAACUGAGUUACGUAGUGCA
Molecule: messenger RNA, 866 nt
Organism: Bemisia tabaci
Lineage: Eukaryota; Metazoa; Arthropoda; Insecta; Hemiptera; Aleyrodidae
Gene: Svip
Product: small VCP interacting protein
Biological process (GO): negative regulation of ERAD pathway; negative regulation of retrograde protein transport, ER to cytosol; positive regulation of autophagy
Cellular component (GO): endoplasmic reticulum membrane
Source: RefSeq, a predicted model, not a curated record